Molecule: messenger RNA, 1035 nt
Organism: Phoenix dactylifera (date palm)
Lineage: Eukaryota; Viridiplantae; Streptophyta; Magnoliopsida; Arecales; Arecaceae
Source: RefSeq, a predicted model, not a curated record
AGGCCAAAUUAAUUUUUAUUUGUUAAAAUUAUUCCCAAAAAAAAGAGGUUCUUGGGAACUCGGGGAUGCUGUUUAAAACCGCCGGCAAUGGCGGCCAUGGUAGGGCGACGCCCUUUAGCUUCCCUUGACACUGGCCUCCCCUGCUACCAAACCUAGCCCUAACGUUGACCCUAACCCUAGAAGGAGGUUCCGAUCGGCUUCAGAGGUCGGGCAUGGAGGCCGCGCAGGCGCGAGAGGCAUUCCCGCCGCCGGUCAUCGGGAGAGCCGGGAGCUACACGGUCUUCCUGACCCCUCUGGCGACGCCAAAGCCCUCCGAGGCCCCGAGAUACCCAGUCCCCAACCCUGGGUCUGAUCCUAGCUCCAGCCCUCGAAAGGCCGCUCCUUUGCCUCCCAAGUCUCCUCCCUCCCCUCCUCCUCUUCCUCCUCCUCCCGUUCAGGUUCCACCGCUGAAUUUCGAGAAGCCGCGUACCCGAUCGUCGGGCUCCGCGUUCGGGUCCUUCUGGAACGCGGUCGCCAAAGUCCAAGAUGUGCAUUCGAGCUUGGAUGAGUGCUUGGCAAAUUGGUUGGGGCUGGACCAAUCGAAGUAUCAGUGGGCUUUGAACAAUUACUACGAGAACAAAGGAGUGGUGAAGGAAAGUGGCAAAGCAAAAGGACUUGUUAACAAACACCAAGUUGUGUGAUUUGUUGUGUUACUUCAACAUUAUGCAGUUCUUAUGGCUUCAUAUCUAAUACCCUAUGAUGAAAAUUCCAUCUGAAUAAUUUUAUGCAAAAGCAUGCGGAGAGAGUACUAUUCCAUUGAAAAGCUGGGUCUCAUGUUUUUGCUUCAGAUGCCAUUCUGUCUUUGUUAAUUAUGGUGUGGCUUCUAAAUCAUGGAGUCUAUUUCUAUUUAAAAUGUUAUCAUCUGUAGAGCAAUUUGUUCAUAUCAUCUAUGAGCAAUGAAUUAGAGGUCAGAGUUUUGUUUUUGACCUUGCUAUGAUCUUCAAAUUGGAAAAUUGACAAACAUGCAUUCUCUUAUGCCCAGAGUUAUGGUUACUG